This is a messenger RNA of Bombus pascuorum, 2825 nucleotides long. It is a transcript of the gene hd, whose product is annotated as protein downstream neighbor of son homolog. The record is from RefSeq and is a predicted model, not a curated record. Lineage: Eukaryota; Metazoa; Arthropoda; Insecta; Hymenoptera; Apidae. Gene Ontology annotation, biological process: nuclear DNA replication. Gene Ontology annotation, cellular component: nucleus. Bases 375 to 2075 code for a protein of 566 amino acids. The transcript is spliced from 7 exons.
AUAACUGCUUAUUUCUUAUCCCUGGACGGAUCAAAUGCAGCUUACUAUUCCAAAUAUCGUUUAAAGUACAGAAAGUUGUAAAUAUGUCUGUAUUGUAAUUAGUGAUUUUUUUAUCUAUUCUACAAUCGUAAUUAUACGUUAUAUUACGAUACAUGUGACAUAUUCUGACACAUAUGUAGUACAUAUGUAUGUGCUAUUUAGGUACUGGCUGUUAGUACGUUAUAACAGGUUAUAGUAAGUUUGAAACUCUUUUAAUGUGCAUGGGGUCGCCUUGUUUAUAUUGUCAAGUGAGGAAAUCUUUAUUCAAUUGACAGUAUCUCCAGAUUGAUAAAAAGGUUUUAAGAAACGCAUGACAAAAUUCAUUUCCAUUACUAAUGGAGGAUCGAAAUAAAUUGCAAUCAGAAUGGAAAAGACCAGACGAAGUAAUGCAGUUGCAUCGUUUAAAAAUGAAAAAGCGUGCCCUACAAGCACGUAUAAACAAUACACGCAUUAAUAAAAAAAAUUUAGAAUCAGAGCCUACACAAAAAACCAAUAAUCAAAAUAUUGUAUCCAAUCAUUGUGUAGGUCAAAAGCGAAAGAAUCCUUUCAUUAAAGAUGAAACAGAUAAAAAGUUUAAUAUAACACCUCCAGACAUAGAUGCUAGUAAUGAUAAUACACUAUUUGAAUUAUUAAAAAUAAAAGUCCCAAAAGUGAGUGAAACAGAAAACUCAAUAAAUGAUUGUUCUUUAACAUUUAGCAAUGCAUUUUUACAAUUGGAAGCAAAUAAGGAUAUUUUGGAUUUAGAAAUACCGAAAGGUGAAAAAUAUAUUCCAAUAGAUUGGACUUUAAAAACUAAAAUGAGAUUUAUGUCUCCAAAACCAUUUCCUUGGAAUUGUAAAUUAAAAACUAGCGAAGAAGCUUCUGGUACUACUGGUUUUGUAAGAUGUUUGGAUAUUAGUGAACAACAUUCAACUUUAGAUACUAGUCCAAAUGCAAGGUUACACCGAUGCUGCUUAAUAUGGCAGCACCCUUCAUUACCAUGGUUGGAGUUAUUUCCUCGUUCUACUGGGAAAGUAAGUGCAAAUUUAACAAGUAAUUCUAUGAUUGUAAACAACAUGCUCAUUAAAGAAGCUUUAUACAAAGAAUGGAGUGAAAGCUUUAGGUCACUUUUUCAUUUAUUGAGAGCACGACAAUGUCCAUAUUUUUAUGUUUGUGCGACCAAUUUUACUGUAUUAUUCCGUGCUGCUGGAAUUUGUGGAAUUUCUGAAGCUCAUGCACUUUUGACACCUACAACACGUGGUUUUCGACAGUCUUUAAAACAGGAAGAAAUUGAAUAUACAAUGCCUUUGAGAAAAGAUGGUAAACGGCAAUCAGAUGUAACUGAUUCAGGAUGUGAUACAGCAGAUUCAGGUACAUCAUUGAGCUAUAUAGAGAAUCAAAAUCUUGAUGAUGAAGAUGAAACGCAAGAUGAAUGGCUGCAGAGCUUAGGAGUUGAAAAUUCUGAAAUUCGUAAAAUUAACAAUUCUCAAGCAAGAAUGACAUUAGAAAAAGAAACUGAACUGGACAAUAUGAAACAAUCCUUGAUUUUUGUAAAAGGUGUAGAGUCACAAGCUUUAUUUAACUUCUUAAUUAAUUGUAAAUCUGCCAUUACAACAACUGGCCCUUUAGCAGGAGUACCUCCAACUCUUUUAUCACCAGUGGCUUUUCACGGUGCAACAUUAAAGCCAAUUAGGGUUAAAGAAAGCAUAGUUCGUGUUGACAGUGAAAAAUAUUUUUCUCUGGAAUUAAAAGGACCCCUCCUACCACAUGUCUUGCCUUCACUCUGUUCUUUAAUGAAAUCUAGUCAGUUAGAACAAUAUUCUGCGAGUUGUGCACGGUUACACUCAACAACUUCAUUUUCAGCAAUGAAAAAUAAUUUUGAACAAAUGGAAUUAGGAAAUAUACCAAAAAUUCCAGAAAAUGUUUUUGGUAAAGAGAAUUUGAGCGAUUGUGGAUUCAGUAGCGAAUUAUUAAAGGAUUUUUGUAGUCCUGAUCCAACAAAUAUUCAAAUUAUAGAAAAUAUUAAAUUUUCAAAUAAUUCAUAUACAUGGUCUUGACAAAUGAUUGUAAUAAUAUAGGAGAUUAUAGCAAAGUUUUAAUUGAUUAUAUUUAUUAAUUAAUUUGAGGAAGAGAAUUUAGAUAUUAGGAUAAUAUGAUUUAUUCUCAAAACUACUCAUCAAUGAAAUCAAUUGAUUGAAGUUAUUUGACGAUUUAAAAUUCAUUGGAUCAGUGAACAUCAAAUUAAAAUAUUAAAUAUAAGGAUUAUCAAAUGGUAACAUAAUAUUAAUUAGGGCAGUAAUAAUUAUUAUCAUUGCUAUUGAAAUCUAUACAUUUACUACAAUAAUGAUUAAAUGUAUAACAGAUCAUUUACAAAACUGGCACUAUAUUAAAAUCAGUAGAAUAACUAUACUUUGUGAAAAUUUUUUAAUGAAACGGUUAUUUUACUAUGUAAAUAUUUAACAAUAAAUGAUAAUCGUUUAUUCGAUCUGUUUUAAAACAAAGUCGCUAUAAAAUUUAAAUACUUAAAACUAUAUUCUAUCUUAACGUUGUUUCAAUCUAAUUAUAUUUGUUAAUUAAUUACAGUAGAUGCACUGUAGAUGCACUAUAGAUGCACAGUAGAUGCACAGUAGAUGCAAAUUAGUUUUUAUAUAAAACAUGUGCAGAAAAUAAUAAAUAAAUAAACUAUUAUAACUUAUAUGAUUUUAAUAGAAAUAAAAUUAAUUUUUAUCGGUAAAAAUAUUUUGUAAUAUCUAAAAAUUGUAUUAAAUUUACAAAAAAAUAUUGUUAAUAAAAAUUGUAUAAAAAUA